ACGCUGCAGCACCGGUGCCUGCAGGCGCCCAGUAGGAGGGCGAGGAGUGUGCCGCCCUGGACCAUUCAGGAGGCGACAAAAUCAAAGAGGAACAGCGCGGGGAAGGUUGGUACCAGAGUUACCUGAGACUCCAGAGCAAACACACCGUCGAGAUGAUGUGGUGCGUGGCUGUUGUGGCGGCGGCUGUGUCGGCAGUAGCGUCGGGGCAGGGACAAAUCGUCAGCUAUGACGGGACGACCCUCGUUAACGACAAUACCCAGCCAGAAGUGAUCGUUCAGGUGCCUUCCUCUGCUCCUGUUCCCGCCACCACCUUUGCCCGGUCCUUUGUGUUUGCUCCUGCUCCCGCUCAAGUUCCUGCCGCCCAGCCCGCCGUGAUUGUCCAAUCGCCUACAUCUUUUCCUACUUUCGUGCCGCCACUCCAGCCCACAUUUGGCCCUGUCGCAGCCCCAGUUGCACCCCAGUUUGGCAUCCCUCAAGGCGGCCUGCCAGUGCUGCCAGCCUGCCCCAGUACUUAUUCACUGGUACACGCCACGUACCACGGCAGCUUGUACCACUUCUCGUGGUGCUACUACCAGUCCGGCCAGCGGUUCACCCACCAGCAGGCAGCGGACUAUUGCCGCACCCUCAACCACUUCGGCCACCCAUACAACUUCGAGGUUCUCAGGAUGGAAGACACCAUCGAGGUCUCGUUCAUCAACUAUCUGCUGAGCUACUACGCCCACGCCGCCGUGUGGACCAGGGACACCACCAGCACUGCGCCCUACAGCAUCCGCAGCUUCAUCAACAGGUCCGGCGUCAACCUGCCUGGCCACGACUGCCUCUCCGUGGAAGCCGCCGCCUUCGCCUUGCACAGCAUCUGGGUACACGAGAACUCCUGCUCGGACGCCAAGCUGGUCGUCUGCGAAGCGCGAUACUAGGGAAGUCGGGUGCACUCGGUAUAUUUAUUGAUUGCUUAAUUACCGCCGGUAUUAAUAAUUACCGCCGGGGUUAAUAAAAACUACAAUUCCGUUAUUGUAUAUGCUUAAUUACUGCAGCAAUUAAUAUAAAUACAUUGCCAUUACUACUACAUAUGCUUAAUUACUGCAGGAAUUAAUACACAAUGCAAUUAUUAUAUAUACUUAAUUCCUGCAACAAAUAUUAAUAUAAAAAUACAAUAUACUACAUAUGCUUAAAUACUGCAGGGAUUUAUUAAUAAAAGUACAGUGCCAUAAUAACA
Scylla paramamosain (green mud crab) is the source of this 1216-nucleotide messenger RNA. RefSeq lists its product as uncharacterized. Bases 153 to 917 code for a protein of 254 amino acids. Lineage: Eukaryota; Metazoa; Arthropoda; Malacostraca; Decapoda; Portunidae. The transcript has 5 exons. The record is from RefSeq and is a predicted model, not a curated record.